This is a messenger RNA of Marmota flaviventris (yellow-bellied marmot), 2102 nucleotides long. RefSeq names its product protein FAM156A/FAM156B-like. NCBI's taxonomy places the organism in Eukaryota, Metazoa, Chordata, Mammalia, Rodentia, Sciuridae. The record is from RefSeq and is a predicted model, not a curated record.
CCCCUUCCCGACUCGCACUGCAGCUGCCACAGCGAACCCAGGUCCCCGUUCUCCUCCUCCCAGGCGUCCCUGCCCUCUGACGCACGCCAGGCCCACAGACCCCGCCUUCCCUGGCGCGGCCUCUCUAGCCUCCGGAGGGCGGCUCCUCUCGGUGAUCUUAACCCUUUCCUUCCAAGCGCCGCGGUGCGUUACCAGGGCUGAGGAGAGCUGGCGGCGCGCAGGCGAGCAGACGCCCGGACCCGCUCCGGAGAAAGACCGCGCGUGAGACAGCCCGAGUGACACCGAGACCUAAGGAGCCCGAGCGACAGAGAUAGAGAGAAGCGGACCUAGCGGAGAAAUGGCCAGCAUCACAACCUAGCUCCGUGACCUUGAGUGAGUGGCUGAACAUUUCUGAUCCUCACGUACCUCAUCUGCAAGUGAGAGGCAUAGAUCUCACUCGCGAUGGCAUCAGCAGCAUUGACGAUGUGAACCUAGUGAUCAGUGACCCGGGUGACCAGCAGAGCCGCUGACAAGACUAUCCCCUCUCUUCCUGAUAGAGGAGAAUACAGCUAAUCCGUGCAGGUGACAAAGAUACAGAACAGCAGCGUGGCACUGCACUGUCUGGAACUCAGACUCCUUUUUCCCUGGCGUUGUAUAAGUCUGGUGUGUUCUGGCCACACGCUUCCCUCGCCACCUCUUAGCUAUUCGAAAACCUCCAGCUUCACCUUCCCGGCUAGACCCCCGGGCUGGGCGGAGCUUCUAGCUCUAACUGGACCCCCAUGGAUCCACUCCAGAAAUGGAACCCAGCGUUGGUUUCCGGAUCUUCCCAGGUGACCGCUGGGGAGAACUCGCAGGAGGGUGCGGCAGCCUCUCAGCCUUCUUCCUCGGAACAGCUAAUGAUGGGCCUCAGCGGCCUGAACCCCAGUCCUGGUCCUGGCCUCUCUGCCCCUCUGCCAGAGGGGCUGUUCCAGCAGCAGUACAGGGAGGAGAAGACCCUGCGGGAGCGGCGCUGGGAGCGGCUGGGCUUCCCUCAGAGGAAGAAAGCAUUCCUGGGUCACCUGAGACGCAGGCACCGCGAUCACAUGGCACCUUACCCAGUGGAAAGGGAGACCAGGGUCUACCCCACAGGCGACAGAGCUCAGAAUCGGUUCCGAUGUGAAUGUCGCUACUGCCAGGGCCACAGGCCGAGUAUUUCUGGGCUCUCUGGCGAGAGGAAUGGGGCCCCCAACCCUUCCUCCUGGGAAACGCUAGUGCAGGGCCUCAGCGGCUUGACCCUCAGCCUGGGCACCAACCGGUCUGGCCUUCUGCCAGAAGGGGCACAGCAGCAGCAGCAGGAGCAAGAGGAGAAGUGCCAACUGGAGAAGCAGCAGGAAAGCAAGAGAAUGUUCCAGAGGCUGCUCAAGCAGUGGUUGGAAGAAAACUGAGAGCCCCCUGCCCCCUUUCAUGGGGCGGAGACCUGAAGGGAUUCAGACAGUGCUGUGUUGCCAGCUCCUGGGGAUGGGCUCCUUCUGGGGACCAGACAGUCAGCUGUUGUCGGAGGAGUCCCAAGACUAGUUUUGUGACUGGAUGGAUUCCUAUUGGCGUGAGAUUUGACCCACUCCCAGGGAGGUCCUCCUCUUCCUGCCUGUCAUCUGUGAAGCGCUGUGGGGCACCCUGGGGCAAGGGAGACUGCACACCAGUGGACCUCACCUCAUCCCAUAUGGCUCUCAUGCCGCAUGUUGUCGCUUUCCCAGCCUGGAUCUGCGUCUUUGCUCCCUACCUUGUUGUCAGUAAGAUAUAAGAUGUCUAUGUAGUGUGAAUGCCUUGUUCAUGUCCUUGUGCUUUUGUGCCGUUUUAUCGACUGCCUCCUGGGAGCAGUGCUAGGGCUGUUUGAAAUGGCGGUGCGCAACACUGAGAUCCAGGUUCGAGAAUCUGCAGCUAAACAAAGUGUGGGAAAGGGGUGUGGCAUUGGAACUUGGUGGCUCACUAUUGUACUGUCUGUGUAAACUAUUAUGACUAUGAUAAGCUAACUGUAAGUAAAUGUUUCCCUGCUCCUUAACCAUUGAGUAGUAUUCCCCCCGCGCAGGAUUUUCUGAUGGGGUACCUCAUCGUCAAUACCAAAUAAACACGUGUAUGAAAGGAAA